GGAGGACCCUGGUGGGGGGCCUUGCCUGGGGUGUAGGCUGAAGCCACCAUCUGGUGGUGGGGACAAGUGGAGUUGGGUUUAUGCUGGCUUUGAGGGAACAGUCUAGGGGCAAGGACCAUCUUGGAAGGGGCUGGUGUGGGGAUGGUAGAGGUGGAGAGGAAGGAGGUGGAUGAGUGGACCACAGGGUGAGGGAGAGGAUGGAGGGACAGGACGACAGUGCUGAUUUCUGACCCAGACAGCUGAGUGCAUGGUGACAGAGGAAGAGGCUGGAGCGGGGUGGGGUGGGAGAGGUCAGGUGUGAAGAUGGUCAGCUGAGUGUCAGGGCUGUAGAGUUUGAGUGGCAGUGAGUGGUCCAGAUGAAGAGGCCCAGCCGGCACUGGGCCCCAGGAUGCCAUGUGGGAAGCAUGCUUGAGGGAUACUUGAGGUGGGAUGGUGAUGAGGCCGCUCCCACAGUUCUGGCAGCCAGGGGCCUGGGGUGCCGCUGUCAGCAGGAUCUUAAUCCCAGGCCUUCAUCCCGGGCUGUCCUGGUUGCAGUGAGCAGGUGUCUCUGGUCUCUUGUUGGUGCCAGAGUGGAAUGACCGGAAGCCCAGGUGUCUUGGUCAUCUUGACAACAAUGUCCAGGCUGCCACGGCUUGUUCAGUCCUCCCCUCACUAUCUCUCAUGCCCUGGGACACCGGUGGGCCAGAGGUGGAGCCCAUGGGGUCGCAUGCUUGCUCGCGUCCAUGGUGACCCAUGUUCCUAGGAGUGGGUGUCUGCUUGGUUUUCAGACCCGGGGUGCACUGAGGCCCAGGCGAGCGGUCGGGAUGCUGCUCAUCUGUCAUCAGUGCCCCGCAUCUCUGAGGCCUUUCAUGAGUUCAGUCAUUUGGUCUCCUCGAGGUAGGGGCUCCAGAAGGCUCCGUGGCUCUAGACACCCCUGGCUGGUGCUCAGGGGAUUCCGGCUGCUGGGCAUCAUGAGAAAUGUGCUUUCUUCACAGCCGGGGGGCCACCCAACUUUGACAUAGCUCGGCAUGGUUUAUGCUGAGCCGUAGUGUUCUCAAGGGCCCGUGAGUGGCGAGCUGGCAACAGCAUUUCCCUGGUCAUCACCUGGGUUCCUGUCGGGGACUCUGGAAGUCUGUGCCUUUUCUGGCUCUGGUGCUACGAGGGCAAGUCCAGCAGACUGUGGGUGGGGGCACCCCCGACUCCUUGCGCUGUCCUGGCAUCCCAGUCUCCCCGCACACAGGGCCUCCAGGCACUCAUGGCACCCUCUGGGCUGUGGUGCGCGUGGCCUCGGGCUCAUCGUGGUUGGCCCGGCGCCUCGGUUAGCCUGCACCGUGUCCUGUGGCAGCGGUAAGAGGGGGACGGCUCCUGGUGGACAUUACUAAAUGCCGCUGGGUGCAUGCUGACUUAUCCAGGGGAGCGAGGAGGGAGCCGGCCCUCUACUCGCCUACCAUGCGUCCGAUGCUGGGAGGGAAGGCCCACUCAUCCCGCCACAUGACUUGGCUUUGGAGCAGAGCCCGUGGGAGACAGCCCUGGUUGAGUCCUACCCUUCGCUAACUAGCAGCUCACCAGCAGUGUAUCCCUCAGACCCCCUCGGCUGUGCGGAUGAGAGGAGGUAGAAGUUGAUGCCAUUCCUUUCUAACACGGACAGCGUUAUGCUCUCCAGGAGGACGGUGGAAGCAGCUGCUGAUGCCGCCCGCACACCGAGGCUUCCCCCUCUGCUUCCUGUCUGCCUGGGGUUCCCAGGGGUCUCUGCAGCUGCCCUGAGGAGGCUGGUGAACUCAGGGUGAGAAGCCUGGCUGAGAAGCCACCCGUGUCCACACUGCGCCGGUGAGGGGGAGCCCGGCCCACCACCAUGACCAGGUCCUACGUGCAGAAGUUGUCCACCAUCCUGCUGGACGCCAUCACCGACAAGGACCCUCUGGUGCAGGAGCAGGUGUGCAGUGCGCUGUGUGCCCUCGGAGAGUCGCAGCCGGAGGAGGCGCUCCGCGCUUGUGAGGAGUACCUGCGGCUGCACGAGAAGCUGGCGCAUCCGUACCGGACGAUGAUCCUGAGGGCCAUGGAGACGGUCGUGAGCAACCACAUCAGUGAGCUGGACAAGGACAUGGCCAGGGCCGUCAUCCUCUUGGCCUCCAGCGAGAUGACCAAGGCAAAGGACUUGGUCUGGGACUGGCAGCAAGCUGCCAGCAACGUCCUGGUGGCGGUGGGGAAGCAGUUCAUCAGCACGGUGAUGGAGGAGAUGCUGAGCAAGCUGCAGCCCGGGGCCCUGCCACACUACUUUGUGGUGCGGACACUGGCCAACCUCUCGGUUUCCAAUGCAUUCGGCAUGGUGCCCUUCCUGACGUCCAUCCUGAACACCAUGCUACCCAUGCUGGGGACAGCCAAGCACGACACGACGAGGGAGGUGCUCUGCUAUGCCCUGCAGCACUUCAGCGAGGGCACGCUCGAGUACCUGGCCAACCUGGACCAGGCCCCAGACCCCACAGUCAGGAAGGACGCCUUUGCCUCCCCCAUGUCCAGUGCCUACGAUAUCCUCUUUCAGCAGUGGCUGCAGAGCCGCGAAGCCAAGCUCCGGCUAGCUGUGGUGCAGGCCCUGGGGCCCAUGAGCAACCUGAUGCCCAGUGAGAAGCUGGAGGAGCAGCUGCCCAAGCUGCUGCCUGGGGUCCUCACGCUCUACAAGAGGCACGCUGAGACCUGCCACGUGUCCAAGAGCCUGGGCCAGAUCCUCGAAGCCGCCGUGAGUGUGGGCAGCCGCACGCUGGACGUCCAGCUCGACUCACUCCUGGCCGCUCUGCAUGCCCAGAUCUGCGUGCCCGUGGAGUCGACGAGCCCCCUGGUGAUGAGCAACCAGAAGGAGGUGCUGCGCUGUUUCACCGUGCUGGCACGCUACUCACCUGACCGCCUGCUGGCCUUCCUGCUGCCCCGGCUGGACAGCAGCACGGAGAGGAGCCGCAUGGGCACCCUGCACGUCCUGAGGCACGCCAUCAACUCCGCCGCUGCUCAGAUGGAGGUUAAGAAGCCCUUCAUCCUCUCCGCCAUGAGGCUUCCCCUUCUGGACACCAACAGCAAGGUGAAGCGGGCAGUGGUGCAGGUGAUCAGCGCCAUGGCGCACCAUGGCUACCUGGAGCAGCCUGGAGGCGAGGCGCUGGUCGAGUACCUCGUGCAGCAGUGCGCGCUGCCCCCCGAGCAGCCUCAGACGGCGGGCCCCAGCAGCGAGGAGCUCCCGGCCGACAGCGUGCGCGCCGUCAGCGUUAGGACCCUCUACCUGGUCAGCACCACGGUGGACAGGAUGAGCGACGUCCUCUGGCCGUACCUGCUCGAGUUCGUCACCCCUGUGCGCUUCACUGGGGCGCUGACCCCGCUCUGCCGGAGCCUCAUGCACCUGGCCCAGAAGAGGCAGGAGGCCGCGCCCGGCGCCCUCCUCAUCCAGUACGAUGGCAACGUGACCCUGCCGUCUCCCUACGCCAUAGCCACACGGCUCCUGACCGUGUCCUCCAGUCCCUACCAUGGGGACGGCCGCGGGGCGGCCUCACUGGGCCUCCUGAACGUCCUGCACCGGGACAUCCACCCUUCGUUGGGUCAGCGGUGGGCGACAACCAUCCCCUUGCUGCUGGAGUACCUGGACGAACACUCUGCGGACACCCUGUCACAGAAGGAAUGGGAGGAAAAGCUGCUGGUGUUUCUUCGGGACACUCUGGCCGCCGUGUCUGACAACACGUGGGUUUGUCAGCUGAGCCUGGAGAUGUGCAAGCAGCUACCCUGCUACAAUGGGACACCUCAGGAGAAGAACUUCCUGUACAGAUGUGUGGGGACCACCCUGGGUGCUGCCUCCAGUAAGGACGUGGUGAAGAAGCAUCUGCGGGAGCUGCUGGAGACGGCCCGGUACCAGGAGGAGGCCGAGCACGAGGGUCUCGCCUGCUGCUUUGGGAUCUGUGCCAUCUCCCACCUAGACGACACCCUCACUCAGCUGGAGGACUUUGUGAGGUCAGAUGUGUUCAGAAAAUCCACCGGCAUUUUCAACAUUUUUAAGGACCGGAGCGAGGUGGAGGCAGAGAAGGCAAAGGGCGCGCUGAUGCUGUGUUACGGGCACGUGGCGGCGCGGGCGCCCCGGGAGCUGGUGCUGGCCAGGGCCGAGUCAGACAUCCUGCGGAACAUGUUCCAGUGCUUCAGCACCAAGGUUCUGGGAGUGAAGGUAGAGACCAAGGACCCGGCCCUGAAGCUGUGCCUCGUGCAGAGCGUGUGCAUGGUCUGCCAGGCCAUCCGAAGCAGCGCGCAGGCCAGCUGCUUCCACUUCGCACAGAAAGCAGAGCUGGUGGCGCAGAUGAUGGAGUUCAUCAGAGCAGAGCCCUCAGACUGCUUGCGGUCGCCCAUUCGGAAGAAGGCCAUGCUCGCCUGCACUUACCUGGUCCCCCUGGAGCCAGCACUGGAGGAGCAGGUGCGGGCGGACAUGGUCCACGGCUGUCUGCAGAGCGUCAUGGCUGUGCUGCCCGAGCCUGAGGGGGAUGAUGACCACCAGGAGCCCCUGUACCUGGACACCAUGCAGGCCUUAGAGGAUUUGCUGACAAGCCUCCUUCAGCGGGACAUGACCCCCCAGGGCCUGCAGGUCAUGGUGGAGCACCUGAGCCCGUGGAUCAAGUCCCCCCGGGGUCAUGAGCGGGUGCGGGCGCUCGCCCUGAGCUCCUGCCUGCUGCAGCACUUUCUGGAGCACCUGCACGUCAGCGCCCUGGUGCCCUUCCACAACCUGGGCCUCCUCAUCGGCCUCUUCUCCCCACGGUGUGCGGACCUGUGGCCUGCCACCCGCCAGGAGGCCGUGAGCUGCGUCCACUCCCUGCUCUACCUCCAGCUGGGCUACGAGGGCUUCGCCCGUGACUACCGGGACGACGCAGUCGAGCGGCUCCUCGCCCUCAAAGGGGGCCUCGUGCACUCCGACCCCGCCACCCUCUUCCACACCUGCCACAGCAUAGCCCAGAUCAUUGCGAAGCGCCUCCCGCCAAAUCAGCUCAUCAGCCUCUUGCUCACCUUGUUCGAGGGCCUGGGAGACAGCGACAAGAACUGCUCUCGCGCGGCCAGCGUCAUGAUCAACUGCCUGCUGAAGGAGCGGGGCCACCUGCUCCAGGAGAAGGUCCCUGAGAUCGUGAGUGUGCUGCGCUCCAAGCUGCAGGAGACGUGGGAGGAGCACGUCCGGCAGGCCACACAGUACAGCGUGUCCCUCCUGGCAUCCCAGCACUGCGAGGCCGUGGUGUCCAGCCUCCUGGGCAGCCCCCUGCCCUUUGACAGCCAGACCUGCGUCCUCUGGCGGGCACUGGCGGUGGAGCCCAGCAUCACUGCGCAAGUCCUGGAGCUGCUUCUGCAGAAGAUGAGCAGAGACGUCCCAUUCAAGGAGAGCCGGGCCUUCGUUAGAAACAGCCUCAGAGGCGGAGGCGAGCCGAUGUGCCCCUGUUCUCAGGCCACCUGUGCGCUGUCUGAGGUCACGUCCGUCGCGGCAUCUGCGCCCGCGGUGCUCGAGCUCUACCCCCAGCUGUUUGCAGCACUGCUGCUGCGCGUCAGCUGCACCCUUGGCGUCCAGCUGCCCCGGACCCUGCAGGCCAAGGAGCGGAGGGCCACCGGCUUGGCCCUAGCCUCCAGGAACCUCGACCCCUGCAGCUCUGCGGUGGACACUCUGCAGGUCAUGCUGCUCCGAGGUGGCAGCGAGGAUGUGGUGCAGUGUGUGGAGCUGGGAGGAGGCUGGGAGUCGCUCAGGACCUCCACCGGGCACGAGGAAGGGGUUGCCCGGCUGGCCAGUGCCAUGGCGAAGUUUGCAGGCCCCCGGCUGCCCCUGGUGAUGAAGGCACUCCUGUGCACACACAGCAGCGUGUAUGAGGUCCAGAGGGUCACCUCCACAGCCUUCCUGGCUGAGCUGCUGAACAGCAAUGUGGUGAAGGACUUGAUGCUUCUGGAGUCGCUGCUGGACAACCUAACAGCCCGGCAGAAGGACACGUGCGCCAGCGUGCGGCGGCUGGUGCUCCGUGGCCUGGCUAACAUUGCCUCUGGCUCCCCUGAUAAGGUGCGGGCCCACGGCCCCCAGCUCCUGACCUCCAUGAUCAGUGGGCUGGAUGACGGGGAUGACCCACAGAGCCUGGUGGCCCUGGAGGCCAUGCUGGGCCUUGCGAAGCUGCUGGGCCUAGUGGAGCCUUGGGACCUACGCUCAGUGCUGCUGCAUGUCGCUGUCCGCAUCCGGCCCUUCUUCGACAGCGAAAAGAUGGACUUCCGUUCUGCGUCCAUCUGCCUCUUUGGGCACCUCAACAAGGCCUGCCACGGGAACUGCGAGGACAUCUUCCUGGAACAAGUCAUUGGGGGACUGGUGCCCCUACUACUGCACCUGCAGGAUCCCCAGGCUUCUGUGGCUGGUGCCUGCAAGUUUGCCCUGCGCAUGUGCGGCCCCAACCUGGAGCGUGAGGACCUGGCCGAGGCCUUCCAGAAGCACCUGCAGGAGGGCCGGGGCCUCCACUUCGGGGAGUUCCUCAACACAACGUGCAAGCACCUGAUGCGCCACUUUCCUGACCUGCUGGGCCGCCUGGUGAGCACCAGCCUGUUCUACUUCAAGAGCAGCUGGGAGGACGUACGCGCCGCCGCCCCCAUGCUCACGGGGUUCCUGGUGCUACACGUGGAGCCCGAGCACCGGCAGCAAGUGGACCUGGAGCAGCUCCUUGCUGCGCUCCAGCUCCUGCUCAAGGACCCGGCCCCUGCUGUGCGCAUGAAAGCCGCCGAGACCCUGGGCCGCCUGGUCAAGUUUGCCUGAGGCUCCAGCAGCCGAGCCUCUUCAAUGAGCAGUACCAGCCCUGCUGCAGCUUGAACUGCGAUGCACCCCGGGGCCGAGGGGAGCCCCAUGCUGCAGGGGACCAGGGCCUGGCAGGGUGGGGCAAGCCUGUUCUCCCCACCUCACUUAUAAUAAAGCCCUUUGCUUCUUGGCAGGUGA
This is a messenger RNA of Pteropus alecto (black flying fox), 6931 nucleotides long. It is a transcript of the gene MROH1, whose product is annotated as maestro heat like repeat family member 1. Gene Ontology annotation, cellular component: cytoplasm. The coding region runs from base 1832 to 6754 and encodes 1640 amino acids. The transcript is spliced from 44 exons. The record is from RefSeq and is a predicted model, not a curated record. Lineage: Eukaryota; Metazoa; Chordata; Mammalia; Chiroptera; Pteropodidae. Gene Ontology annotation, molecular function: protein binding.